AAUGUCGGUCUGGAGGAUGUGAUGCAUGAGGAUGCUGUAGCUGCUCUGAAGAACACGGCCGAGGUUGUCUACCUGAAAGUAGCCAAACCCACCACCGCGUACCUGAACGACUCGUAUGCACCGCCCCGACCUCACCAGCUCAGCAUACUCCACCCACAUGGACAACGAGGUCUCGCACCCCAACUUCCUGGUCACGGAUUACCCACAAGCCCUCACUCCCACGUCACCGCACAGAUACUCGCCCAUCCCCAAAGGCAUGCUGGGAGAAGAUGACACGCCCAGCCGGGAGCCCCGGAGAGUGGUGAUCCAUCGCGGCUCCACCGGACUCGGGUUCAACAUCGUCGGCGGGGAGGACGGGGAGGGAAUCUUCAUCUCCUUCAUCCUGGCAGGGGGGCCGGCAGACCUGAGCGGAGAGCUGAGCAAAGGGGACCAGAUCCUGUCGGUGAACGGAGUGGAUUUGAGGAGCGCCACGCAUGAGCAGGCAGCUGCUGCUCUGAAGAAUGCAGGCCAGACUGUCACCAUCAUCAGCCAGUACAAACCAGAGGAGUACAGCCGCUUCGAGGCCAAGAUUCACGACCUGCGGGAGCAGCUGAUGAACAACAGCUUGGGAUCCGGGACGACAUCCCUGCGGAGCAACACCAAGAGAGGAUUCUACAUCAGGGCUCUGUUCCACUACGACAAGACGAAGGACUGCGGCUUCCUGAGCCAGGCCCUGGGGUUCCAGUUCGGAGAGGUGCUGCACGUGAUCGACACCGGAGACGAGGAGUGGUGGCAGGCCAGGAGAGUGAGCCCCGAGGGGGAGGGGGAGGAGAGCGGCUUCAUCCCCAGCAAGAGGAGGGUAGAAAGAAAAGAAUGGUCCAGACUAAAGACGAAGGACAGGGACCGGAGCAGAGACAGCAUCGGAUCACAAGGGAGAGAGGAUUUCGUUCAGAGUUACGAGACAGUCAUGCAGAUUGAAGUCCAGUACGCCCGUCCCAUCAUCAUCCUCGGUCCCACGAAGGACAGGGUGAAUGACGACCUCCUCUCCGAAUUCCCAGACAAGUUUGGAUCCUGCGUGCCACACACCACGCGGCCCAAGCGGGAGUACGAGGUGGACGGGAGGGAUUACCACUUUGUGUCAUCGCGGGAGCAGAUGGAGAAGGACAUCCAGAGCCACAAGUUCAUCGAGGCGGGCCAGUACAACAGCCACCUGUACGGGACCAGCGUGCAGUCUGUCAGGGAGGUGGCAGAGCAGCAAGUAAAGCAUUGCAUCCUGGAUGUUUCGGCGAACGCAGUGCGGAGACUGCAAGCGGCCCAGCUGCACCCCAUCGCUGUGUUCAUCAGACCCAAAUCACUGGAGAACAUCAUAGAAAUUAAUAAGAGGUUGACGGAGGAUCAAGCUCGGAAAGCUUUUGACCGGGCGGUGAAACUCGAGCAGGAAUUCACAGAGUGCUUCUCAGCUAUCGUGGAAGGGGAGAGCUUCGAGGAAAUCUACCACAAAAUCAAGAGAGUGAUCGAAGAGCAAUCUGGACCUUACAUAUGGGUUCCGGGGAGAGAGAGACUGUGAAGGAGGCGCUACUGUCCGUCCGUCCGUCCGUCUGUCUGACCGUCCAGUCGUCUGCAACUCUGCGAGAGGGGAGGGGGGGGGCAAGAAUGGACGCACCCCCCCCCCCCGCCUUCUGCCUCCAAUUUUCUUUCAACUUUUUUUUUUUUUUUUUUUUUAAACAAACUACUAAAGAGACGCGGCUGUUGCGUUGUUUUGCUUUUCGUUCAGCGGGUACAAGGACAGUUCGGACUCUGCCUGUACAGAACUACAAGAGAGCCAGACUUUAAUUUCUCUGCAGAAGAUUCCGGCUGUGCGCAGAACGCUUGUGCAUGGGGGGGGGGGGGGGGGGUUCUUUUUUUGUUUUUGUUUUUAACGACGAAAAAUGAAAACUGAAAAAAAAAAAAAAAAUCAAAAAAAUAAUAAAUCGAUGAGGAUGAAGAUGAUGAGGAUGAAGAUUAGGAUGAUGAGGAUGAUGAUGAGGAUGAUGAUAGAUGAAGAUGAUGAUAAAGAUGAUGAGGAUGAUGAUGAGGAUGAUGAUAGAUGAGGAUGAUGAUAAAGAUGAUGAGGAUGAUGAUGAGGAUGAUGAUAGAUGAGGAUGAUGAUAAAGAUGAUGAGGAUGAUGAUGAUAAAGAUGAUGAGGAUGAGGAUGAUGAUAAAGAUGAUGAGGAUGAUGAUAGAUGAAGAUGAGGAUGAUGAUAGAUGAGGAUGAUGAUGAGGAUGAUGAUAGAUGAGGAUGAGGAUGAUGAUAAAGAUGAUGAGGAUGAUGAUUGAUGAGGAUGAUGAAGAGGAUGAUGAUAGAUGAGGAUGAUGAUAAAGAUGAUGAGGAUGAUGAUGAGGAUGAUGAUAGAUGAGGAUGAUGAUAGAUGAGGAUGAUGAUAAAGAUGAUGAGGAUGAUGAUGAUACAGAUGAUGAGGAUGAUGAUAGAUGAGGAUGAUGAUAAAGAUGAUGAGGAUGAUGAUGAUACAGAUGAUGAGGAUGAUGAUAGAUGAGGAUGAUGAUAAAGAUGAUGAGGAUGAUGAUAGAUGAGGAUGAUGAAGAGGAUGAUGAUGAUGAUGAUAGAUGAGGAUGAUGAAGAGGAUGAUGAUGAGGAUGAUGAUAGAUGAGGAUGAUGAUAGAUGAGGAUGAUGAUGAUGAUGAUGAGGAUGAUGAGGAUGAUGAGGAUGAUGAUGAGGAUGAUGAUGAUGAUGAUGAUGAUGAUGAUGAUGAAUCUUUAUAUAUAUACAUAUACAUAUAUUUACCGGAAACCCAGGAUAGCUUCCGGAAAGAAAAAAAAUAAAAUAAAAACAACAAAAACAUAUAUAUAUUUAAAAAAUAAAAAUACAAAUUGUUAAUUUAUUACAUAAGAAUAAGCCCUGAAAAUGAAUCAACUGAUAAAUGUGAAUGUGUGGGGUUUUUAACUUCCUCUGGGGCACAAAAACGAACAUUAAAAAUGUGUGUGUGUUUGUUUGUUUGUUUUUUUAAAUCUAUUUAUUUUUACUUCAAAAAAAGUUUAAGAAGGUUUUUUUAAAAGACAUAUCCCGGGAUCCCCAAAACCGCAAUCCAGGUUGCACCCCCACAUUUCAGAUGUGUUUAUUUAAGCAGGACGGAGCCCUUGAGAUUCCGCAUCUCGUUUAUAGGCAUCCCCGCAGAAGGCGGAUCAAAUCAAAACCCUUAGACUUGGAAUCAAUCGGCAUCUCGGCUGAUUUAAUUGAACGGGGAGGCGCGGGGCUGGACGCGACCCGCACACCGCUGUCCAAAAACAACGCCUGGCCAGCGGGCAAGCUCAGCAGAGCGCUCCGCACGGCUCUUAUUUUACUGAACUGAAGCCCACACGUUUUGAUUUGAUCCGGUCAGUCUGUUUGUUAUCAGCCUAUCCCUGCUCUAGCGGUUUUGUGUUUAUUUCUAUGUAUGUAUGUAUUUAUUUAAAGACUGUUUUUAAAAAAGGUCGAGGCCCUAGCUGAAGGCGGCCCUGCUGAUUGCAUUUUCAGUUUUAUUGUUAUGAUAACUUUACUCUCAUUUUGUUGUCCCGCAAAAGUCUAAAUGCAGUGUAUCGAAUUACAUCAAUAAAUGCAGCUUGUGUUCUGGUUUUUUA
Acipenser ruthenus (sterlet) is the source of this 3596-nucleotide messenger RNA. Its product is annotated as disks large homolog 4-like. The transcript is spliced from 14 exons. Gene Ontology annotation, biological process: AMPA glutamate receptor clustering; postsynaptic neurotransmitter receptor diffusion trapping; chemical synaptic transmission. The record is from RefSeq and is a predicted model, not a curated record. The coding region runs from base 116 to 1546 and encodes 476 amino acids. NCBI's taxonomy places the organism in Eukaryota, Metazoa, Chordata, Actinopteri, Acipenseriformes, Acipenseridae. Gene Ontology annotation, cellular component: neuromuscular junction; neuron projection; postsynaptic density membrane. Gene Ontology annotation, molecular function: protein binding.